GAGUAAACCUGUGCGAGACACUCGACAAACGUUUACGUUGUAGUGAAACUUUGCAUUGUAAGACAUGUCUCUCUUUUCGUUUAAGGGAAGGAGUCCAGAAAGUGAUGAUGAUUACCUAGACUGGAGCGAUGAUGAAGACAUUAUUUGUAAUUCCAAGUAUUAUGUGAGUUCUGAUGAGGAAGAUGAUAACAUUAACCUCUUCAUAAACUCCAGAAAACCAGUUAAAACUUGCUCAAAACCAGUGCCCACAAACAAUGAAGAAGAUGAAUUUGAAAAGGAAAUGGCUUCGGAGCUCUCAGCAACAAUGGACUGCUUGACUACUGCCUUCAGCAAAGGCAAGAAAGAUGGAGUUGAAGCCGGCCCAAGUCGUGUGGAAUCAGUUAAGCCUCAAACCAAAGAGCCUGAAGAGGAUGAUUCUGAGUUUUAUGAUGAUGUGUACUUUGACUCAGAUGACUCUGAUGUAGAAGACUCUGUUACUGCUGAAAAGAAGAUGCCAAAGCCAAAGACUGGAAGGGAAAAGAGACGCAUUCUCUCCAACGAUGAGCUCUUUUAUGAUCCGCAAAUGGAUGACAGAGACCAACAGUGGAUGGAUGCAAAGAGGAGAUCAUAUCAAAUCAAAAAGAAAAGACGCGGCAGUAACCCCGGCAAAGGGGAACCUCAACCCCUGCCGCAGAGUGAUGCCGUGCUCAACUGUCCAGCCUGUUUAACUACACUGUGCAUGGACUGCCAAAGACAUGCCAUUUAUAACAACCAGUACAGGGCAAUGUUUGUUUUCAAUUGCUCAGUUGACUGGUCAGAAGGUCUGAAAUUCCCCACAAAAGGACAAAAGAAAAAGGAAUUCCUCAAGAACAAAAGGAAGAACAAAUACAGAAAGGAGCAAGAAGGUGCCAGAGAGUCUGAGGAACCCAUAGCAGAGGGAACGGAAUCCUCAGAAAAGGGCAACGAGUCAUCCACGCAGCCAGAGAACAGCAUGGAAUUUCAAGAAAGCAAUAUUAAGCCCAGUCAACAGUCAUCUGAAAGUGGUGGCGUAAUAGAACCACUGGAAGCAGAGAAAUCUACUCUUGAAGGCGGUAACAGUAUCCUGUCAAAAGACAAGGUAGAAGGGGCAGUAGGAGGAGGAGAGGGUUCCUGCCACAAAAAAACUAACACACCGAAGAAAGUCUCCUUUGAAACCGAUGGUAGUGAUGAAAUCUUCCAUCCAGUAAUGUGCAAAAUUUGUAAUACGAAAGUUGCUGUGUAUGAUAAGGAUGAAGUUUAUCAUUUUUUCAAUGUUGUGACAAGUUAUUAAGCCAUGCUACAUAUUUUCAGAGAAAUAAAAAAAAUGUAUAUUUGUUGUUGGAAAUGUAAUCCUCUGAAAGGAUCUAUUAUAUGGUAGCAGAUUUCUUUAUAAGAUAGUGUUCUGUUGUUUGACAGAACAGCAAAAACCUUCCUUUGUCAGAUGUAACCACGUGUAUAGCUGUGCCCUUUACAGUAUGAUUAAAAUCAGAUAUAUUUUCAUCACACUUUAUUAUGAUAAAAGAUACCCUCUUCUGACAAAUUUCUGUUAUGAUUAUAAAAUCAAUGCUGUAACUGAUAUUAAUGGUUGUGAACACAAAAAUCUCAAUCACA
Penaeus vannamei (Pacific white shrimp) is the source of this 1608-nucleotide messenger RNA. RefSeq names its product E2F-associated phosphoprotein. The record is from RefSeq and is a predicted model, not a curated record. Gene Ontology annotation, cellular component: nucleus. Gene Ontology annotation, biological process: positive regulation of cell population proliferation. Lineage: Eukaryota; Metazoa; Arthropoda; Malacostraca; Decapoda; Penaeidae.